Messenger RNA from Anopheles coluzzii, 7881 nucleotides. RefSeq names its product putative leucine-rich repeat-containing protein DDB_G0290503 (gene Bsg25D). The coding region runs from base 1358 to 5902 and encodes 1514 amino acids. NCBI's taxonomy places the organism in Eukaryota, Metazoa, Arthropoda, Insecta, Diptera, Culicidae. The record is from RefSeq and is a predicted model, not a curated record. Gene Ontology annotation, biological process: microtubule anchoring at centrosome. The transcript has 7 exons. Gene Ontology annotation, cellular component: centrosome.
ACAGAUCACACGACCGAUUGGGAGAAGUGAAGUGAAAGACGAUAUCCACAGCAAGGGCCAAAGACAACAGAAGGUUCGAUACAAUCGUACUUCCCCAUCGAUUCGCAACGCCGUGCCCUACACAGAUGUUCCCCCAGUUGAGUGUUUUGUGCACCUGUCCCAAAACGAAGAAUCCUCUCCUGUGCAUCUAAACCGUGAAUGUUUCGUUACGGCGUACAGGUUUUUUACAUAAUUGAGUGAUUUUUCGGGAUUCUAAAGUGUUUGAUGAUAUGCACGUCACGAUACAUGGGGGUUAGUGGGUAUGUGUUUCAGUAAGUUGCGAUUGCGAGCAGUGAGUGAGUGCAGCACGCGAUAAGCGGACGGGAGGAUACACAGUGAAACGUACGGGUAUCACAAACAAAUGCAAAAGGGCUGUGUGAGCGCGCAACCAUACACAAACACGCGCAGGGAAGCGAGGAAGAAAAAUUCAAUUGAUUUUCUCCCUCCUCCCCCUUCCCAGAAGGUGCGAUGCGUUUCCGUGGUAGUGGUGACGGUGUUCAGCUAAUGAAAUCGGGAACCAAGCUGCUGCCGCUGCUGCUUGUGCUACUGCUGAAACCCCUUACGGCGGAUCAUUUCUGGACGGUUCGGCGACCGACGGUGCUGUGAAGCGUCUUGUGUGCUGUGCUCUGCAGGGUUGUGUGUCAGAACAACCGCGUUCCUGUCCUACUUAACGUUCCUGUGUUGGUGGUGGUGGUCAUUUGUGAAGCGGAAAGGGUUGAAGGACAAGUGACCACUUUUGUAAGUGUGUAGUGUGCUGUGUGCUGGUUUUAUAUUGUUAGUCUGUAGAGUGUAUCGUGAAGAAUGUCGACCAUCGCCGCCGUCGUUGUCGCCGCCCUGGCUUGUGGUGUCAUUGGAUAAGGCAGGCAAAUCAUUCAUAUUGCUCAGUGGCUGCUGCUGCUGUUGCUGCAGCUCGGAUUACUGUCGACGUGCAUAUCGAAAGUAGCGCUUCAGGCGCCGCCAUCUCUGAUCGCUCGAGAGGGGACGCAGAAGACGCACAAAAAAGGCAACAUCCAAAGUGUGUUGUUCGGUGUGAGAAAGUUAAGCUAGUUUGCGUUCGUGUCUAGUGUGUUGGAAAGUGGCCCUUUUUUCAUUUCCCCCCCGUACGCAUUAAGGGCAGUGGUGUGCAGCACAGUUGCACGGGGUAUAGUGUUGUCACGCGCGAGUGUGUACGUGUGUGUGUGUGUGUGCGUUUGUCUGUGUCCGCUGUCCACUGUGGUGUGUGAAUGCGAAAUAGUGUAUCGGUUGUUUGCUGCAAGUCUGUUUUCUCAUCAACUGGUGGUGGUGGUGUUGGUGCUCGUCGGCCGUAAAGAAGAGCAACAUGGCGCUCUCCUCCGAUCCGUACGAACAGAAGCUGUAUCACAUGUUCCAGGCGCACAGCAGCCCAGGCAAUGGUGUGCUCGAUCGAGACGCGCUGGUCAAGCUGUGCCACACGCUGGAGCUGAAGGAGCGGGGCCAUCUGCUGGUCAAAUGUCUGAUGACCGGGUCCAAGACGCACGUCAGCUUCCGGGAAUUCCGCGAAGGCCUACUGCACAUCCUUGGCGGGAACGAUGGAUCGAGCAGCCAGCAACCAGCCGGCACCGGCGACCUGGACGCUGCUGCUACGUCACCGUCCACGCGGUCGAGGGAAGCGUACGAAGAAUCAGACUCCGAUCAUCCAGAUCAGCAGUCGCAGCAGCAGCAGCAGCAAAAACAGGAAGUACUGGAUCAACAAAUGGCUUCCUAUGCCUCACCAGUUUGCCUUACGACCCCUGGCAAAACCAACCACAUCGGUGGAAACGCGGGCAGCAACAGCAGCACUAUUAGUAGUACAUCGAGCAAUUCGUCUACAUCCGGUUCGCCGUCAUUCCACAGUGCUGCAGGCAAGUUUUCGAACGGCGGUAGCAGUAGCAACAGUGGCAGCACACAUAAGCACCGAUCGCCAACGCAACAGCGCAGUAGUUCAGCUCCGAAACCCUUCCACGGCAAGACAGAAACCUCGGGCCACAAGCUACCCCACGAGGAUGAUGAGGUGGUUGAGAAGGAGAAGAAGAACGUUAGCCUUUCGACGGUAAUCGGUCAUGCGAAGACACUACCGCACGACAAGCAGAAGACGAGCGUUGAUGGCGUUCCGGUGGAUGAUAACGAAUUCAUGAGUCAGCCCAUCGUCAAUCGUCUGCCGAAACAUGAGGCCGAGGUGGACGAAACGUCGGAUCGGGAAGUAUCGCCGAAGUUUGUCGUCGGCACGAAGAAGUACGGUCGCCGGUCAAGGCCACGGGAGGACGUGAACGGGCUCGACUCGUCUUCGCUUUCGUCCAACUCGGAUAAUGAAUCGGUCACCGUGAAAUCGGCGGCAAGGAAGACAGCAGCAGCAGCAGCCGCCGCCGCCGAGGAAGAGGAGCCGAUUUCCGUGCAUCAUGUUCCUGGCAGGACGCGCCAAAGCUUCAUCACCGGCACGGGGACUGUUGCCUCGUCCAAGGUGCAGCGGUCGGCAUCGCAGAGCGACAUACACGGCUCGAAACGACGCCGACCGGUAAUGGCUGGUGGGACGGGUGUGAAUCGGUUAAAACGGUGUGCCUCCCUGCCGACGCACCGGCAGCGUCCGACGGUGGUGGAAAGCAAACGCAACACUACCACGGUCACGAUACGCGAGCAGCUGCACAUGGACGAUGAUCGGAUCGAUCAAAAGAUCUACUUCAUGAAUCUGUCCGAGAAUCUGCGCGAAAUCUGGGACUCGCUGCUGCUCGACUCCGACCGCCGGCAUGGCGAUCUGCUGAACCAGGCCCAGCUGGAGGAGGUGUGCGAGCGGGUGGGGUUGCAGAAAGUGCCGGCCCGGUUGGCCGCCCAGGAAGUGUUUAACAAGCUGUCGCUGCAACCGAUCGAGGGUAUCGGGUUUGAGGAAUUUAUUGCCCUGCUCGAAAGCAACACCGAUCUGCUGCCGAUGAGUGAAACCAAGGAACUGCAGCUAGGUGAUUGCGGUACCGGCGGCAGUCCCACGGUCACCCCGUCCGUCGUUUCGCCGGAAGAAAGUGCUUUUAUGCUUGCAAUGCCGCCAGAUUGGACAUCGGAAAUCGGAUCGCUGGCUGCUUCCAUCAUCAUCGACAUGUGGGAAUCGGCGGGCAUUGAUGCGCCGGCCAAUUUGCUGCACGAUCUUGGAUUCGAUCGAGACGUAAUACAGGUGGCCGAUUUGGUGCAGGCGCUCGAGGAGGAACACCAGCGGCUUGUGAGCGGUCACAUGAACAGCAGCACUAUCAGCAACAUUAGCAGCAAUCCGUUCGACGAUGCUGCACUCAUCGUACGAGCGUCGCUGGCACUGCACAAGGCAGAGGUGACCGCACUGCGCCAGGCGUUCCAUCAGUUGGUGGAGGAGAACAAGAAGCUGUACGCGGACAACAAGGAAGUGAACCACCGGGCAGUGCUGCUCGCGCAGGAAGUGGAUGAGCGACACAACUCGCUGGAAAACUCGACCCGCACGAAGAUACGGCAUCUGGAGCAGCGCCACCACGAAACGGUUAAGGAGCUCUCGUCGCAGCUAGCCUUCGAGCGGGAGCAAUUGUCACACGCGAAUGCAAUGCUGGAAAAGCGCAUCCAAACGCUGGAGGGCGAGGAGGGAAAGCUGAAAACGGAAAUCUCUCGCCUGGCGGAGGAAAAUGACGAACUGCGCCAAGAUCAGGAGAAUCUGACGAAGGAGAUUACCGACCUGCUGGAGAAGAACAUCAAACUCAACCGAGACAUAGCGGAGCUGGAGGAAAACAACCGCAACGAUUAUGCCGACGACGACGAGUGUGGCUUUGUGCGCAAGGACAGCGAAGAGGUGCUGGAUUUGAUCGAUCGGAUAUCGUUGCUGCAGAGCGAAAAUACGGGUCUGCGCGAUAAGAACGACGAGCUGAGUGCCGAGAUAGAGACGCUCAACGUUGAGCUGAGCAAGUUCAAGCUGAAACGCUGCACAACGGCGGCGGAGGACUUAAGUGCAGCGGGAAGUGGAGAUGGCCCGGCUAGCUCAGCGGCUAUCAAGCGGCGGGGAGAUUCGCCGAGCAAAACGCGACUGGCGGAUGAAAGCCAUCGGUUGGGCAAAUUCCGCCGAUGCAGCAACGAGAAUGACAUCGAAUCGGACUCCUCGUCGGGCGAUUGGAUGGCACUGCAUUCGGAGCUGGGGCAGAGUCUGCGGGGCGCUGAGGUAGCUGGUUGUGCGGAGCUGACCGGUGCAUCGUCCGGAAUUUCAAGCAUGAACGAAUCAUCAUUGAGCCGUGACGAUGAAAUCAAAACGCUGCGUGCGAGAAUUGAGGAGCUCGAGGUGCAGCUGAAGGAAGCGAAAAAAGAAAUCGCACUUCCGGAACAGGUGCCUGCCGCCGAAGAGUCGGCCAAUGUCGCAGCAACGUCCAGCGAGGUAGCAGUACCAACACCGGCCGAGAACUCGACGCCGACGAAGGAGGAGGAAUGCAAAAAGCUGAAGGCACGGUGCGAAGAGCUCGAAUCGAGCUUGGAGCAAAUGCGCAAGGAGUACGAAGACUGUGAGGAUUACUGGCAGACGAAGGUGAACGACGAGCGGCUGCUGUACGAAGAGGAGCAACGUAUGAGCGAUGACAAGUUCACGGAGCUGCUCAAGAAGGUGGCCGAAUACGAGGAACAGUUUGCCGGUAAUUCCAAGAUGGAAAAGGAUGGUCGUUUGUCGCCUAUCGACGAAAAGGAUGGGUUGGAGCAGCAGUAUCUCGAGCUGGAGGCGGACUUCGAGCAGGCGCAGCUGGCACUGGAAGAGAGGACGUCCGAGGUGGAGAAGUUGCGCCGCAGGAUACAGGAAAUGGAACAGAUGCACAAAUAUCCUUCGGAGAUGCUACUUUCCCCAUCACCGCGUGUAGAAACACCGGAUGUAGAGGAUCGGCCAGCCAGUUCCCCGAUCAGCUACUUGUGGAAUCAAAGUACAAUCCAGCGGCCAGUGCGGGAUUAUCAAAACCCGAACUGGCGUCCUCCUACCGUAGUGAAUGCAAUUUCUGAAUCGGUUCUGGUUGAAGAAAAGUGUUCGAUUGCGGUGGCGACGCCGUUGAACGCUGAGCUGGUGACUGAAAACAAAAGUAGCGAGUUUAUGGGUUCGUCUACCGAGGUCGACGAUGUAGCUGCUGCCUCGUCAAGCUUCGAUCGCAUUAUUUCACCGAUUCAGAAACCAACCACCGUUGUUGGCAGCUUCGAUGGGGAAAGCUCCUCCGGUGCGAAAGAAGACGAAAGUCAACACUGCACUACUGUGGCCGUGUUGGAUCAGGUUGAUGCGUCGGACGCAUGUUCAGUUAAAUCAGCGCGCAGCACUCACAGUCUCGCUUCGACGCACAGCAUCCAACAUUCGAUUGCCAAUUCCGAGGGAAGUACGAGCGGGGUGCAAACGAAGCAUCUGCGGUUGAUGCAGCUACAGCUGCAGGAUGAAAUUAAAGACCUCACGCAUGAGCGUGAUUGUCUGAUGAUGGAGCUGCAGCAGCUGAAAGAGGCCAAGUCGGUAUUGGCCAGAUCCUACGCCAAGACGGCUUCACAUCCUAACCAGAUGCAAAAAAUACAGAACCUAGAGCAAAAGAAUCGCCAUCUACAGCUGAUGGUGAAGCAACAGCAGCAGUAUACCGAAUCCAUCUUGCAUCAAAUUUGGCAACAGCAGCGCAGUGAAAUCAAUGAUCUGCGCAACCGGCUGGAGGCACAGUGCGUUGUGAUAUCGGAUCAGGCGGCACGGCUGGCCAACAACGACAUACUAGUCAAAGACAUGUACGCGGAGAACUCGCAGCUAAUGUUGCAGGUGCAGCGGCUGGAGCAUCAGUGCAAUCGUGCCAACUGGAUGCAACAGUACAACCAAUCCAACUCAUCGUCCGGGAGCCACCACGGUUUGAGCGGCAUCAUGCCUGGGCUGCCGUAGCGCCGCCGCUGUGUCCUGACUGCGCCCGGCAACCAGCAGCAGGAGCAGUAAGGAAUGGAAUGAUGGGAGUGUUAUGUGGUGGUCCCUUGUCAUUCGGUCGUUACGUUUGUCGGUCUGAAAUAUUGCCAUUUCUUUCAAUGUUUUGUUUACUGAGCCUGAAGAGAUCCUCAUGUACACGGCCUAAUGUAAAUGGGAAGGUUUAAUGCGUAUCGGUAGCCUCAUCAUGUUUAUACGGUUGUUUCUAUAAAUACGAUCGAAGCUAGUUCUUUUACACACACACACUCUUCUCUGAAAUGUUUCCCGCAACGUUUCCUCUAACGCCUUCUGUGUGAAUACUGUUUUCUCGCCGUUUAGUUUGUAGUGCAGCGUGCAGCAAAGACAGGAGACUUGUGGCAUUGGUUAGUGUUUCAAUUUUAAACGUUUACCGUACAUGUAUGCAUGUGUGUGAGGGUGUAUAGAAGAAAGUAUGAAGAUCAACGUGUGUAUGCCAUUUGCGAACUGGUAAAUUGUACCGCUUAGAGAGGUUCUCUGUUUUAACUGUUGUGUAAGGAUAAGAGCUUAUAAGAACGUCCAUAGGUUCCAUUUUUUCCUCCUCUCGUUUGUACGCUUUAUGAUAUUUAAAUUCGAGUGAUUUCUAUUUAUUGAACACGUGUUAAGAUACUUGGGCUGCAAUUUUAUUGUAAGAGUACUACUACUGCUCCUCAGUCGAUACUUGAGCCCAUUCUUUCUGGAAACAGGAAACUAAGCGUUACUGCAGCUACAACUAAUAAUACUAACUCCGUACACCAGCGGGUAUGGAAAGAUAUUGUGCAACAAGACGUAAUUGUUACUAAAGAUCUGUGAUUUGUAGUGGAAAGCAAAACCAGCAGGAAAGCAACACACAGCGAACGAGUCUUUGUGUUUGUGGCACGAAUAUUCUAUUGUUCAUCAGGAAUUGUGUAAUGCUAGAAGUUUCGUUCCAACACUCCUGAUUCGUUUGCGUCUCUGUGUGCGUGUGUGUCUAUGUGAGCGAGGAGAAAUGUUGCCUUAUAUUUUGCAUUGUAAAUUUUGCUUUUGCGCACCUACUGUAAACACUUCACCGCAAUAAGGCACACCGAUACCGAUUUUUAUUUUCUACUCUCAGAACACGAUCACGAUCGCUUAAGACUAAACACUACGAACCAGGUGAACUAUUGUUAGCAUAUGAGCUUACGGGAUGUAAUAUCAAUUUCAUGUUAGAUUACGAACAAACUACCAAACUAGCAAUGUUUCUAACGAAAAGACAGUGGAUAAACGCGAGUCGAGGAAUAAUAGGCUGAUUUUAGUGUAGGGGGGAGUGGUAAGGAUAUACAGAAAACGGAAGCGGUAUUGCACAUCACAUUGUGUCCUAUCGAGCAUACGAAUGAAUACCGCAACAGACGCUCAGGAGGACACACAUUGAAUUAUGUAUGUUAGCAAAAGCUAUCCAGCAGUGCUAAAACUAUAAAUUCUGUAAUUCUAAAAUGAGGAGGGGGAGGGGGCAGUACUAGAAGAAGGAAUCUGGCACAAUUGAAGGCAUAUUUGCACGGUAAAACAUACGUGUCUGUAGUGCGUACGGUCGAUUACCACGAUAUAUUGCAUACUGAAUUAAGUUAACUUGUAAAAGACAGACAUUGUGCUACUACAGAUGGUUAAAACUGGAAAAUCCUCUGAACUAUUUAUUAUUGAGCCAGAAGGACGUCCAAACGGAAGGAAACACAUCUAAGUAAGUGCUUAGCCUAAGCAGCAUUGGGAACAUUCACUUCUUACAGCACAGAAAGCGGUUUAUCAUGUUUCGUCUUCGGUUAGCGGGGAACCAAGGAACCAUUGUUUUUAUUAAUGUUCAAAUUUAUAUCGAGAAGAGAUAGCAAUCGGGCAAGAGAAAAGGUCAAAUGUUAAACUAAAAGUAAAGUGUUCUUCAUUCGAAGAAGAAAACAAGAUGAUAUGAAGAUAUUAAAACUAACGUUUAGUGAAAUUGUUUA